AUGUCAUCAGAGCGGCACACUACUGCAUCCUUCAGCUUAUUAUCAACUCCCAACAAUGACAGCGAAGUUCAGAGCUGCUCGCCUAGUCGCAGCGAGAGUCAAAGCCUCUUCAAUUCCUAUGGAGCCGUAAAGCCAAACCAGGUUACUUUGAUAGUUCUCAUCUCAUACACGACUGUGGGUAUCUUGGUUUAUCACGUCUUAUGCGCUCUGGCAGAGGUGGCUUCUCCAGAGCCGUCGACGGUUGCCGAUCAUGCUGCGAGGUUAUGUGACCCAUCUCUUGGUUUCACAAUAGAGUGGAUAUACUGGCUGAAGUUUGUGGUGGUCGCACCUAACCAAUUAACCGCGGCAGCACUGGUAGUGUCAUAUUGGUUGGAUGUCGAUAUCGUCAAUCCAGGCAUAUGGAUAAGCGUGUUCAUGGUGGUCAUACUUGGUGUGAACUACUGGGGUAGUCGGUUUAUGGGUCAAUAUGAGUUCAUUCUGUCUUCUUUUAAAAUCACGGUGGUGGUCGGACUUAUGGUCUUUUCCCUGAUUUUAGCGCUAGGCGGUGGCCCUGAUCACGAUAGGAGAGGAUUUCGAUAUUGGAAAAGUCCGGGUGCCUUUGCUGGGGAUCAUACGGCUAUUGGGAGACUUCGCGCCAUAUGCUGGACGAUGCCUUCGGCUACCUUUGCAUAUCUUGGAAGUGAAUUGAUCGGGAUCAGUAUUCUACGUACGAAAAAUACGCGCAAGGCUGCGCUGCAUGCAACCAAGCUAACGUUCUACCGGAUACUGGUUAUCAACAUCGUUAUCGUGACCUUCAUCGGUAUGUUGGUUCCGUUCGACGCCAAGGAGUUGGAAUUCGCUAGGGUAAAAUCAAGCUCGAGACUGUAUACGAGAGCUGCUUUAAUAGGAGACAAGCAGCCUGCCGCCUCAUCAGCAGCCGCUUUCGUAGUGGCGGUUCAGAUAGCCCACAUAGCUGUGGUACCGCAUAUUCUCAAUGCGUGUUUCCUUUUAUUCAUAUUAUCCGCAGCAAACCAUUCCCUCUUUAUGGCAACACGGACUCUUUACGGUUUAUCCCUCUCACGAAACGCUUUUGCUUUCCUGUCUCGCCUUGACCGUAGGGGGACUCCGGUCUAUACUCUCUUCGUAUGCUCGGCGAUCGCCUCGCUGGCAUACCUGAAUAAUCAGGAAGAUUCAAAGUGUCUCUUUAACCACUUUGUGAACUUAGUCACCAUGUUCAGCAUUCUCACCUGGAUCUCGAUUCUUGUGGUACACGUUAAGUUCGCAAGGUCUCAAAAUACAAAUGCUGAGACGAGCCCGCUCGUGUUCAAGGCUCCUUUUGGGGUUGUUGGAUCAUGGGCUGCCCUGGCCUUCUGUGCAUUUUUGACGAUAAUGAGGGUGUUUGACACGGUGGACUCUGAUGGUGAUCCUAACAAAUUUGAUUACAAGGCAACCAUCACAUCAUACAUGGGAAUACCAUUGUACUUAAUGCUGUUCUUUGGUCAUAAGAUUUUUAACAGAAACCGAAAGGCUCGGCGGGAUGCAGGGCCAAUUGAAAUGGCGUCAUAG
This is a messenger RNA of Aspergillus pseudonomiae, 1545 nucleotides long. Its product is annotated as putative amino acid permease. Gene Ontology annotation, biological process: amino acid transmembrane transport. The record is from RefSeq and is a predicted model, not a curated record. Gene Ontology annotation, cellular component: membrane. NCBI's taxonomy places the organism in Eukaryota, Fungi, Ascomycota, Eurotiomycetes, Eurotiales, Aspergillaceae. The transcript is spliced from 3 exons. Gene Ontology annotation, molecular function: amino acid transmembrane transporter activity. The coding region runs from base 1 to 1545 and encodes 514 amino acids.